GCUAACUUUAGCCCUCUCCCACACUCUAUGCGUCUUUUAAGCACAGUGGAUAUUUGACUCCUCUACACAAUGUUAGUCGCCAUUGUACUAUAGGAAGAGCAACACUUCUAGAUUACAUUGCGAUGUGCUUAUAGACUUGUUGGGAAUUCUUUGGAACCUUUUUUUUUUUUAAAUUCUAAUUAUCGUCAUUUAUGCAGCUUUAAAUCAGUAACACGCCCAAACAAGAGACAAUGGCUUUGGUGUUUUUGUAUACUCUUUGCACUUGUGUAUUUAGCGUAACGAUGGGCACGGGUUUUAUUUAUCGCCUCCCAGGCAUCACUGUACAGAGGCAGCGCAUCAUAACCGACCAGAGUGGCAGCAACACUGGACCACCCGGUACAGGAUCACACACCCAACUCAGGAACUGGUGUCAGUAUGCUGUCUCCAAGAUGGUGUCCUGUCAGGUGCCAAAUGGCACCGAAACCACCGUGCAGAGAGUGUUCCAAUCCUGCCGUUGGCCUGGACCUUGCUCCAAAGUCAUCAGCUACAGGACCAUCAUCAGACCAUCUUUCAAGGUUGCCUACAAGCAGGUGACUGCGCUGGAGUGGAGGUGUUGCCCCGGGUUUGUUGGCCAGGAGUGUCGUCAAGAGUGCAUGAACUGCACCAUGUUCGCUGACAUGAGCAACAGGGUAGAUGCCAUCGAAUCAAAGAUGAAGCAGCUGGAAGAAAGACGUACCCCAUCACAAGCAGACAACAGUCCACCACAGGCGUCGGCUGAUAACGAGGUGGACGCUCCACAACCCACUCCUAUUGGACCGCCAUCAUACCUGCCACCAGCAGGAGGAAGAGGCCCCCAAGGCCCUGUUGGACCACCAGGGCCUCCUGGCACAACUGGACCAGCAGGACCACCUGGUAGAUCAGGUCUUCCCGGACCAAUUGGACCAAAAGGGGAGAGAGGUCUACCUGGUGAAAUGGGUCUCCCCGGCCCACCUGGUCCACCUGGUCAUCCUGCUGCUCCUUCCAGGUCAUCUACUGUACAACUGAGGGGGGAUGUGUUUCAAGUGGAUCAUCAAGAGGAAGACCACAUCCGUCCAGCUGGCCCUCCUGGUCCAGCUGGCCCCAUUGGCCCUCCAGGUCCUCCUGGACCGACAGGGCCUGCAGGGAUUCCAGGCAUGCCAGGGCAAGAUGGCAAGGAAGGCGUCCAGGGCAAUCCUGGGAACAUUGGACCUAAAGGUGAUGCAGGAGAAAGGGGGCCUCCUGGUGCAAUAGGAGAACAGGGCUUAGCCGGGCCACCGGGGCCUAAAGGAGAGCGAGGUGAAGGUUUAAAUGAGGGGGACACGGUGCCGCAGCUCAGGGAAGCCCUGAAGAUCCUGGCUGAGAGAGUCCUGAUCUUGGAGCACAUGAUUGGCAUUCAUGAAAACCCAGAGGGAUCUGGUUUUGGUGCCAUUUUGGACCCCCUUUCCUUCACAAGCGGGAAGACCAAGCGCCUGCAACCUGUUCAAGCUCCCACACUACAGGAGGGACAAAGACCAGUUCCCCUUUAGGCAAUAUUUUAGUGAACUCGGUUUGGUUGACUUGGCUGGAUGGUUCAUUUUUCUCACACUUUUAUCUGCUUUUUUUUCUCCCCGUGAGUUAGAUAUGAUGCUUCGUAGUUCCUUUUUGGCCCCGCUGCAGCAGGAUUCGGGCCUACACAAGUGUAGUAGCAGCACUUACAUGAUGUCAGACAGUGAAAUAUAACCCCAUAAACAGUUAUGAGGGUCUUUGCUUCUUUCUUUCCACAGAUAAAAGACAGCCUAGUAAACACAUCACUUUCCUGGCUUACGCUCACUCGCAAAGCUCCCCAGGCUGCAAUAGGCCAGUUCCUGAGAGCCCGGACCCAAAAACUAUUCUGUUUAGUGUCGAACAAUUUCUUGGACUGUCCUCGGGGGUCAUCCCAUGUCGGCCUGUCAAACAUAUUUCUGCUUUACUCUGCCUCGUUAAAGCUGAGGUAAGACGUGACACACUGCCAGCAGUGCCUGCUUAAACUGAAAGUUAGCUGAGAGUGCACAUCUGGAAAACAGAGAGAGAAACAGUCUCCUGCGUGGUUUCACACAACCUGACAGGAUUACAUCUUCAUAAAAGCCUGUUAAAUUUGACAAUAUCAUGUUAUCAAGCGAAACGGUCUCCGAUGAGCUGUGAUGUGGUUUUUGCAGAGACCUUUUGUGCAUUUUUGGCUGUUGCUUUGCUUCCACUGUUUACCGUUAAGCCAAAAAUAAUCCAUACAACGGCUACUUUUUGAGUUAAAUGAAUUUUUAUUUUGAGAAUGUGUAUCUUUUAGCUAAAAAUGACACAAGAAAGUGGCCGAAGGCUAUAAAAUGGUCUGGUUGCCAGACCAUGGUGUAGUUUGUGCUCAAAAUCAAUUUACUUUUACUGAAGUGGAGCAUUUCACCCAUUUUCAUUUGAACUUCAUACAUUUUGCCUGCUCAGGUCAUCAUCAUCAUCAAUAAUUAUGCUGUAAAUACACUCACUGGACACUUCAUUAGGUGCACCCACACAGUCACACACAAGGAUUCUCAACUGGUCUCAUCCUGGUACCCACAUUUCCCCAUGGUUAUUAAGUUACCAUCCACUUUCAAAUCUAGCAUUUGUAUUUUUUAUUAAGAAACACACCCAUAUAUAGGGCAUCUUUUCAAACAUAAAUACACAUAAAUACAUGUAUGUAACGUGUUCCCUCAUUUAUCGUGGGGGGUGGGUUCCCAAAAUAGCCCACAAAAAGCCUGCAAUGUAGCCGCCUUCAUUUUUUCUAAUUAUUACAUAUGUUUGAAGGCUGUAAAACCCCUCACCAUACACUUUUAUACACUUUUCUCAGACAGGCAGUAACAUUUUCUCACAUUUCUCUCUUGUUUAAACACUCGCCAAAAUGUUCAAACCUUCGUGGGAAUUUUAAUGAUCAACGUACAGGUCAGACACAGGAAAUGAUUAAGUGACUCACGCGUGUUUCACUCCUGUGACCGUGCCUCUUUGUCCUGGCGCCUGUACUGUGUCGUUUUAUGAUCCUUGUUAAAACAUAUUGUUGCAGUCCUCCGCCUUCAAACCGAAGAUUCAUUUACAAGCUAGCAAGCUAGCGAUGACCCAGGAGACGUGGCAGGGCUGCACGAAGGACAUUGAUUGACAACGGUCCCUAGCCAAUCAGGACGCAGAAAACAAUGGGCGGUGCAGACAGACAAGAGAAAGAGAAGAGAGCCACUCAACGUCCCACGGUGCAGUUCUUCUCACAGGGCCGGGCUUGCCCUGUAACAGUGUUCAUAUGCUGUAUUUAAAAAAAUUUUUAAAAGCCCUAAAAAAAAAUUCUGCGAAUCCACGAAAGGUGAACCGCGAUAGAGCGAGGGAACACUAUUAGAAUUAAGAACCGUAAGAGGAUAACGUUCAUGUUUAAUGCUCAAUACAAAACAAAUAAUGCUUACUUAAUAUUUGUUUAUACCAAGGAAGAACAGUCCCCAAAAAAAUAUGUUUUCACAAAAUAAACAAAUAAGGAAUAAAUAAAUAAUGUAGUAUGGUUUUAAAAUAUGCAUGAAAAGAAUAAAUAUCCAUCUAUCCAUUUUCUACAAAUAACCAUCAAGAAUAAAUACAUAAAAGAAUAAUACAAAUAAUAUUUAAAAAGCAUUAUAUUUAAUGUUUUUUAUUUUUUUAUUUCAUUUUUUACCAGCUGUCGGCAACCCACUUUAGUGUCCUGACCCACCAGUUGAGAAUCACUGCUCUAACACGAUCCAAUACAAAGGCGUAUCAAAAAAAGCUAUCUUUCCAAAGAUAAUAUUGGUCAAUUGUGGUAUGAAUAUGUUUAGUUUUGUGGUGUACACUGCACUGCAUUGUACUGUUAGUUUCUAAUAUUAUGUAAGCCUCUCUCGCUGAGCUAAUUAAAGCAACCAGUGCAGUUCUACACCAGCAUAAUACUUUAUAUGAAUACCUCAAAUGAUGUGUCCAGCAAGUGUAUAACUUUAAAUGGGCCAAAUGUUUACAUAUUGAUGUACUUUUAAUAGAUUAUUUUUAUAUUGAAGGUACUUUUCCUCAAGUAAAGAA
This is a messenger RNA of Dunckerocampus dactyliophorus (ringed pipefish), 4035 nucleotides long. RefSeq names its product collagen alpha-1(XXVI) chain (gene col26a1). Gene Ontology annotation, molecular function: protein binding. NCBI's taxonomy places the organism in Eukaryota, Metazoa, Chordata, Actinopteri, Syngnathiformes, Syngnathidae. The record is from RefSeq and is a predicted model, not a curated record. The transcript has 14 exons. Bases 231 to 1523 code for a protein of 430 amino acids.